This is a messenger RNA of Gambusia affinis (western mosquitofish), 3437 nucleotides long. RefSeq names its product nuclear GTPase SLIP-GC-like. Gene Ontology annotation, molecular function: GTPase activity. The record is from RefSeq and is a predicted model, not a curated record. Lineage: Eukaryota; Metazoa; Chordata; Actinopteri; Cyprinodontiformes; Poeciliidae. The transcript has 22 exons. Bases 266 to 2689 code for a protein of 807 amino acids.
CGCCUCAAAGCCUCAGCACAUCACGUAACAUCACUAGUUUUUUGGGUUGUUGUUGUUUUUGUUUUUUUUGCUCUGUCAGUAAUCUGCCUCUCUAUGAGAAAACAUGUAACAUUUCAUGUUGUCUUCUUCAAAAGGUCCGCUUUGUAUUUUUUUUCCGCAACUUUUCGGGAUUCUUUUACUUUGUCGUUUUGCUCUUUUCUUCUCCUCCCAUUCUGCUUGACUUAAGUCUUUGCAUUACCUCCAGAAACAGUUUCGGUUCUUGGAAAUGGAUACGUUUGUAUGCGACAAACUAAACCAGUGGGGCCUCAGUGAGUUUAUUGAAAUAUUUAAAGAUCAAGGGGUUGACACAGAGAGCCUUUAUUGUCUUGAGGAUCAAGAUAUUGACAAUCUGAUAACAAAAGUGGGACCCAGAGCACGGUUCAAGAAAAGACUCAAGCAGUUAAAGGAAGAAGAAAACACUAAUAGUGAAAAAGAAGUUUGCCCUAAACCAUGUCAAGUGCAGAAUGAAGAUGCAACUGAUUUGACAAAGAUUUUACCCUCCACGAGUAAUACAGGAAAGCGAAAACUUGACCUUCAGGAAGAAUCUAGCAUAAAGAAACUAAAGCGACAGCGAGAAAGACUUCAAUUCACAGAAUCAAUGAUACUGAAUGAUGUGAAAAACAUAAUGAUACAUGUUCAUGCUAAACUACAAAAUCAAGAGACCACAGAUCUUAAUGAAUUCCUUAUGACCAAAAUUAGAGAUUUGGAAACAGACAAAAGGGAGCUGGUUGGUGUUUUUGGUAAAACUGGAGCUGGAAAGACCUCACUGAUUAAUGCAGUCAUUGGUGUGAAGAAACUUUUGCCAUCUGGAGAUGUAGAUGCAUGCACUUCGGUCAUGAUCAAAGUGGAGGCAAACGUUCUCAACUCAAAUUAUGAAGCAGAGAUCGAGUUCAUCAACAAAGAGGAGUGGGAAGAUGAGUUGGGGACUGUAGAUCGCUUUCUUGAGGAUGACGAAGAGCAAGAGAAGCAUGACGAUGAUGAAGAGAACGAUGGCUACCAUGACCUUAUUGAGAAGCUUACAGCGUUAUAUGGAGAAGAAUGGAAACAAAAGUCAUCACAACAACUCAUGGAUAACAGAUACUUCAGAGAGAUUCCAGAGUUUCUUCAGUCCACAAAGAAGAUUUUAACUUGUGAUUCGGCUAUAGAGCUAUCUGCAAAAAUGUUGAAGUACACCAAACAAGGAGAAGACAAAGAUAUAAAAAGGUGGUACUGGCCAAUUGUGAAGUGUGUCACUGUCAAAGUACCCCAAAAUAAUUUUCUCCAGCAUGUCACACUUGUGGACCUUCCUGGAAAUGGAGACCGUAACAAGAGCCGAGAUACAAUGUGGAAAAAGAUUGUUGGAAACUGUUCUACCGUGUGGAUCGUAUCUGAAAUCAACCGAGCAGCAUCUGAUAGAGAAUCCUGGGAGAUUCUGAAAAGUGCCAGUACUUUCCUUGGAAACGGUGGCGAGUGUCGAAACAUUCACUUCAUCUGCACCAAGUCUGAUGUUUUAGGAGAUUUACAUGAUGAUUCACCAGCUGAUGUUCAGGCCUCAAUUGUAAAUAGAAACUUAAAAGCCAAGGACGCAGUGGGCAAAGAAUUCAUCAAGCUAAACAAAAAAUAUUUUAGUAAUGAGUGUUUCAAAGUCUUCACAGUGAGCUCGGCAGAGUUUCUGAAACCAAAAUACCUAAAGCCGGAGGACACUGAAAUUCCAGAGCUUCAAGAUUUUUUGCAAAAUCUAAACGACUCUCACUCAGUGACACUAAAUUACGUUUUUGGAGCUCAAGGGAUUCUGUCUUUGAUUCAAGGGGCCAGCUUGAAAAAAGUGGCUGGCUGUUAUAAAGUUGUGUCCGAUGACCUUGAGGCAAACCUGAACUGUCAACUUGAAGGAAUCAGAGAUGAAAUGCGGGAGAUCUACAGCACCUUCAUAAAAUGUCUUGAUGUAGGAGUUGAAAAUUCCAAAAGUUCUUGUAAAAAUAUCCUGAGAUUCUUUUUAUAUCCUACAAGAAAGAGUGGAAGUGCCCAAUACUACAUCCUGAAGAGUGUUGUCAAAAAUGGUGGCAUCCACAAACCAAGAAAGGGGAAGGAAAUAAAUUUCAACAUGAAAUUAACUUCCUCCUUGUGUAAAAGCAUCGAUGAGGAAUUCAGAAAAACGUUUCCCAAUGAAGGAAAUUGUGGUCCAUUCAAUGGAGUGAUCAAUAAGUUUUCACUUGACGUUGAAAAACUAAAACCAAAGUACAAGGAUGCCGACCUGCAGCUGACUUUUCUUAAGACAGAGGAGGAAAAGCUGAAGACAAAACUGAACAAAAUGAUUCGUGACAACAAAAAAGUAAUCUACAUGAGCCUAACCAAAACAGUUGAGGAAAUGAUGAAAGAGUGCUAUGAAAAGGCCGCACAGUUUCGAGGAAAGAACACACUGCAGAACAUAAGGGAAACCAUACAGCAAUAUGUGUACAAUUUUCAGAACAGCAUGUUUGAGAAAGCCAAGAAUGUCAUGUUGGAGCUUCUCCUCAAACUGAUGGCGGAUAUCCUGGGACUUCUGGAAAAAGACAUGAUGGAAUCUAUUGAGCUGUCCCUCAACACUGAAGACUGUACAAUUCCAGAUGUGUCAACUGAGCUUGGAAUGGUUCAGAAACUCUGCAAGGAGUUGAGCAGCAGCAUGGACGCAUAAAUAUCCUUAAGAUGGACAUGGCAUUUAUAACUGGCAGUGACUGAACUUUUUUUCCAGACACGUUAGCAAAAAUUUAUGAUGCUUUGUAUUUUCUUUCAUUUAUGACAUUCUGACCUACAAUCAUCCUCUUAGCAUCAUUGGAAUGACUCAAUAUUCUGAAAUCUGUGUGUCUCUGUUUCUGUUUUAUCACAAGAUGUAAAUGCUCUGAUUGGCUACAUAAAAUCCUCUUUGUACAGAUUUGAUGUACUGAUUUUAUUGGCCCCUGUGUUGUAGAUAUGGUUUAUAUGUUCUUUAAAACUGCCAGCAUUCCCAUUUAUUUUAAGCAAGCAGUUGGCAAGUCAAUGCUAAGCAAUAAGAUAAAUAUAUGUUCAUAAUAAUGACAGGUCAGACCCUUUAUUACUCAUAAAAAAGAUUGCCUUUGUUAUCAUGUGUAUUUUCUCAAUAUUAGUAAUAAAUAAAUGUUUGAAUUUCUGUGUAUGAAUGUGUUAUUAGCCAACACAGCAACUAAUGUUUCCUGUCACCGUUCAUAUCCUGCAACAAAUAUAAAUGACAUGAAUGUCGAUUUUGUACAAUUUUGGCAAAAAAUAUACAUUUGUACAGUUUGUGAUAAUUGAAUAUUGUGAACAGUUGGACUUUCUUAAUUGUACCUGUUCUACUGUGUUGUUUUUUGCUAAAAAAAAUAAAAAUAAAAUAAUUAUCUGUUUUUAUCGUAAAAAUCAUAGGAAAAUGUAAUAAAAAUAUAUGGAAA